This is a messenger RNA of Microthlaspi erraticum, 639 nucleotides long. The record is from the annotation of a GenBank genome assembly. Lineage: Eukaryota; Viridiplantae; Streptophyta; Magnoliopsida; Brassicales; Brassicaceae.
AUGAUUAAAAAAUCGGACCGAACGGGUUUAACCGGAACCAGUGCUUCUCCCGGUUUGAGGAUAGAGAACUGUGGAGAACCUCACAAUAUAUUCUUGCAAACUCAUCAGGUGGCAGAGAAAGUUGCAGAAGGAGAGUUAGAUAGUGGCUUUGCUAUUGUCAGGCCUCCAGGGCACCAUGCUGAGGCAGAUGAAGCCAUGGGAUUUUGUUUAUUCAACAAUGUAGCAGUUGCUGCUAGUUAUUUACUAAACGAAAGACCGGAUCUAGGUAUCAAGAAAAUUCUGAUCGUUGAUUGGGAUGUUCAUCAUGGAAAUGGUACACAGAAGAUGUUCUGGAAAGAUCCUCGUGUACUAUUUUUCUCUGUUCAUAGGCACGAGUAUGGAGGUUUCUAUCCAGCUGGUGAUGAUGGAUACUAUAGCAUGGUUGGGGAAGGUACAGGUGAAGGUUUCAACAUAAACGUUCCAUGGGAGCAUGGAAGAUGUGGAGAUGCAGAUUAUCUUGCUGCAUGGGACCAUAUCUUGAUUCCUGUGGCGAAGGAAUUUAAUCCGGAUAUUAUUUUGUUGUCAGCUGGUUUUGAUGCAGCUAUUGGUCAUCCUCUUGGGGGUUGUCGUGUUUUCACUUUUGCUAAUCAAUCGUUUUAA